AUGCGCUGUGUCCCUCGGACACAGUGGAUCACCGAUCACGGAAAGAGCCGAAGAUGUCGGCUCGGUCAUGUGAUCAGCUGUGUCCAAUCACAGCUGAUCACAUGGGACAUGUACACUGAUCAUCAGGGCACUGAUGAUCAGUGUACCCUGAUGAUCAGUGUAGCCCCAGUAGUGCCAGCUGUCAGUGUCCAUCAGUGGCACAUCAAUGCCACAUAUCAGUGCCUACCAGUGCACAUCAAUGCCACAUAUCAGUGCCCAUCUGAGCUGCCUUUCAGUGUCACCCAUCAGUGCCAGUCAGUGCCACUUAUCAAUGCCAAUCAGUGCCACCUAUUAGUGCCAGUCAGUGCCGCCUAUCAGUGCCAUGUAUCAGUGCUGCCUUUCAGUGCCCAUCAGUGA
Molecule: messenger RNA, 396 nt
Organism: Staurois parvus
Lineage: Eukaryota; Metazoa; Chordata; Amphibia; Anura; Ranidae
Source: the annotation of a GenBank genome assembly